AUAGUUAAAGUUUAAAAUAUAACCUCAAAAUUCAAAUCAAAUAUUCAAAUUGUAUGUGGUUCUCUAAUCUUUUCUACUUCUAGUAUUUUAUAAAAAAACGUGAUUAUUAUUUUGUUUUAAACUGCAAAAGAAUAUUGAAUGACUUUAAUAUCAAUUUGAAAACUAUGAACUCCAUUAUCAAGUACGCCCAGUGCUCAAGCUUAUCACAAUGGUCACCAGUAUUUGCGUCACAGUUUCACACAUCUUCAGCCUUGAGCAGAGUGGUUUCAGGAAAAUACAGAAUAACAAAGAAAAGGGACCGCCCUCUUACCUAUGAGAUGGCUAAUCCUCCUCAUUUUAUUGCUCACCGGAAGUCCUGGAACUCUUGGAAUACAUCAAGUUUAAAAGAUGGACUUAGAAGAUCAGAAACAGCAGUGGAAGAUGAGUUUAUUAGAAGAUUCCUUAAUGGCACUUGGCACGGUCUUGUAUGCAGUGAGGUUAUAAUAAAACGUCAGUUCAACCACAUCCGUGUAGCAGCCAUAGUGCGGCGCGCCGUCUCCCCCACUAAGAUGUAUUUCCUGAUCGGCUACACAGAAGAGCUCCUCUCAAACUGGAUACAGUGUCCUGUCACACUAGAGCUGCAAACAGUCGACAGCUACAAAGAUGUUGUGUUUAAGUAUAUCUAAGUUUUCGUUGAUAUUAAUUAGUGUAAUAUAGAAUUAGAAAAAUAAUAGAUGAUAUGAAUUAAAUUAUAAAUUACUUAUAUAAAGAA
This is a messenger RNA of Bicyclus anynana (squinting bush brown), 751 nucleotides long. RefSeq names its product 28S ribosomal protein S24, mitochondrial (gene mRpS24). Gene Ontology annotation, cellular component: mitochondrion. Lineage: Eukaryota; Metazoa; Arthropoda; Insecta; Lepidoptera; Nymphalidae. The coding region runs from base 165 to 665 and encodes 166 amino acids. The record is from RefSeq and is a predicted model, not a curated record. The transcript has 4 exons. Gene Ontology annotation, biological process: translation.